AUGAAUUUCUCCUCUUUACUGGGAGUGAGUUUAUCUGAGAGAAUGCCAAGUUUUGUGAAAUCACAGAAUCUAACCAGUGUUUCAGAAUUCAUCCUCUUAGGGCUCUCAGCUGAAACAGAACUACAACCCCACCUAUUUGGGCUGUUUUUAUCCAUGUACCUGAUCACUGUACUGGGUAACCUACUCAUCAUGCUGACUGUCAUCUCUGAUGCCCACCUCCACACCCCUAUGUACUUCUUCCUCUUCAACCUGUCCUUGGCUGACAUCAAUUUCACUUCUACCACAGUCCCAAAGAUGCUUAUGGAUAUCCACACUCACUGUGGAGACAUCUCCUAUACAGGUUGCCUGAUUCAAUUCUAUUUCUUUUAUCUUUUUGGAUGUUUGGAUAGUCUACUUCUGACAGUGAUGGCCUAUGACAGGUUUGUGGCAAUCUGUUACCCCCUCCACUAUGCAGUCACCAUGAACCACCAGCAGAGUGGCCUGCUGGUUCUGCUUUCUUUUAUCAUCAGUCUUUUAUACUCCCAGGUGCACUGCUUAAUGAUGUCACAGCUAAAGUUCUGUUCAGAUGUGGAGAUUCCUCAUUUCUUCUGUGACCCUCCUCAACUACUCAAACUUGCCUGUUCUGACACCUCCACCAAUAACAUAUUAAUAUAUUUUCAUGGUGCCAUCUUUGGUGGAAUUCCAGUCUCACUGAUCAUUUUCUCUUAUAGUCAAAUAGUUUCCUCCAUUCUGAGAGUCCCAACCCCAGGUGGGCGGUAUAAAAUCUUUACAACCUGUGGCUCUCACCUAUCAGUAGUUUGCUUAUUUUAUGGUACUGGCAUGGGAGUGUACCUGAGUUCAGUUUACUCAGAUGCAGCCAGAAGGAGUGCAGUGGCCUCAGUGAUGUAUACACUGGUUGCUCCCAAGCUGAACCCCUUUAUCUAUAGCCUGAGGAACAGGGACAUCAAGAUGGCCCUGGGGAGGAUCUUAAAGAGAACACCCUAA
Messenger RNA from Choloepus didactylus (southern two-toed sloth), 984 nucleotides. Its product is annotated as olfactory receptor 18-like. The coding region runs from base 1 to 984 and encodes 327 amino acids. NCBI's taxonomy places the organism in Eukaryota, Metazoa, Chordata, Mammalia, Pilosa, Megalonychidae. Gene Ontology annotation, cellular component: membrane. Gene Ontology annotation, biological process: G protein-coupled receptor signaling pathway. The transcript has 2 exons. Gene Ontology annotation, molecular function: G protein-coupled receptor activity; olfactory receptor activity. The record is from RefSeq and is a predicted model, not a curated record.